UGCCAUAUCUCGCCCACAUACAUCACUCAGAUAGACCCAUUAAGUGCACUGACUGAAGGAUUCCCGGCAGACUACGGUGCUUGUUAUCAUUGGGGAUGUGGGUUGACGUUCUAUGGAUUGUCCAGCAGUGGGCGAGAUCAUUUGGGUAAACCGGAUGGAAUUCCUCUCAGCACUGACCAUAUAAGGACCGAUACUUUCCGCUUGACCUCGACCUACGCUGGAAGGGACUUGCAUUUAUGUAUAGAGCGCUUGAGUGUCACAGCAGUCCAUAAGUGCGUCAGGAUGAGGGGUUUCAUGCUCGUGCUGGUGGGGACUCUUGUCACGUUGGAGGUUAUUCAGCUGAUCUGCGCCCAAACUGCAGGUGAUGGGGACUGUGCGGUGAUGGAUAUGUGCGACCAGUGCGUCAGUCUCUCCUUCAACUCCACACGAUGCAUCUGGCGAAUCUGUGACAAUGAAAACCUGACAGGAUGUGUAACGGACAAAGCAGACUUCUCAAAUUGCAACAGAUUAAACGAAACUGCCAUGUGUUCAGAGGUCGAUAUUGAUGUUAAUAUCGACAUUAAUAUUGAGCAAACAGAUGAAACGAAACCGGCUGCGUCCAACCCUGAGUUCUCCCAGGCCUCCUUCGACCUGUCCAGCUUCAUCGGUGGCAUCAUCCUGGUCUUGGUACUGCAGGCUGGAGGCUUCUUCGCCAUGCGCUUCCUGAAGACCAAGGACAGCACCUACGAGACCAUAGAUCAGCCCCAGUGACAACGGAGCAUUUUAAAGAGCGACGAAGAUCGCAUUGAUGGUUAAUGGCAUCCUCAUCAUAGUUUCAGUGGUCACUGUAACUAUCUGUUUAUUUAUUUCUGUAUUCAUUUCAAUCACUGCUUCCUCUUUUUACACAGGAGGCUAGCUGUGUUUUCACUGUCAAGGUUCAUCAACUGUCGCUAUGUGUUUGAGUGUAGAGUGGUGAUGAUUAAUUGUUGAAACAUUCCUUUUUAAAGAUGAAUGCACCUCUAGUUGCACUGUAUGUUUUCAUCUGUGUGUCUGAUUUUAAAGAUGUCUUAUUUUACUUGAUAUCUUUUUUUUUAGAUUUUAGUUCAUCUACAACAUAAUUGAGCUAUCCUCUCUGUUGAUUCAGUGUUCUGUAGCUUCACUAGACUAGAUUGCCCAAUAGGUUUGGAUUCCUUGAGAUAUGUGUUCACGUUCUACGCAACACAAAUGAAGAUCUUUAUUUAAUUAUGAUGAAGUAAGUAAGACGUUAAGAUUGAUGCUAAA
Molecule: messenger RNA, 1260 nt
Organism: Engraulis encrasicolus (European anchovy)
Lineage: Eukaryota; Metazoa; Chordata; Actinopteri; Clupeiformes; Engraulidae
Gene: cd164l2
Product: CD164 sialomucin-like 2
Exons: 7
Coding region: 283-750 (155 amino acids)
Cellular component (GO): cytoplasmic vesicle
Source: RefSeq, a predicted model, not a curated record